This is a messenger RNA of Castor canadensis (American beaver), 2838 nucleotides long. Lineage: Eukaryota; Metazoa; Chordata; Mammalia; Rodentia; Castoridae. The record is from RefSeq and is a predicted model, not a curated record.
GUUGGAGACGAGAGAGAGAAAAGAGAGAUGAUCAAGAUGAAGUGUCCAGUGUGAGAAGUGAAGGUGGUAAUAUCCGAGGCUCCUUUAGAGGCCGAGGAAGAGGCCGAGGACGGGGACGAGGACGAGGCAGGGGAAAUCCUCGGUUGAACUUUGAUUAUUCAUAUGGUUAUCAAGAACAUGGUGAAAGGACUGACCAACCAUUUCAGACAGAACUUAAUACCAGUAUGAUGUAUUACUAUGAUGAUGGCACAGGCGUGCAGGUGUACCCUGUGGAAGAAGCACUGCUUAAAGAGUAUAUUAAGCGUCAAAUUGAGUAUUAUUUCAGCAUUGAAAACCUGGAACGAGACUUCUUUCUUCGGAGAAAGAUGGAUGCACAAGGCUUCUUGCCUAUUUCCCUCAUUGCUGGCUUUCACCGUGUUCAGGCUCUCACCACAAACCUGAAUCUCAUCUUAGAGGCACUGAAGGAUAGCACAGAAGUAGAAAUUGUGGAUGAGAAAAUGAGAAAAAAGAUAGAACCAGAAAAAUGGCCAAUCCCAGGCCCUCCUCCAUGGAAUGUGCCACAAACAGACUUCUCUCAACUGAUUGAUUGUCCAGAGUUUGUACCAGGCCAAACAUUUUGCUCCCAUACAGAGUCUGCCCCAAAUUCUCCAAGAAUUGGAAGUCCAUUGAGCCCAAAGAAAAAUUCUGAAACAAGUAAUCUUCAAGCAAUGUCUAGAGGUUUAUCUACAAGUUUACCUGACUUGGACUCAGAACCUUGGAUAGAAGUAAGAAAGAGACAUCAUACAUCUCUGGUGAGAUUAAAGGGGUCAAUAUCUGUACCUGAAGAAGCAUCAAACCAACUGUAUCUUCCAGAAGAGCGAGAACAAGAAGAACUUGAUUUUUUAUUUGAUGAAGAAAUGGAACAGAUAGGACAAAAAAACACAUUUAUUGAUUGGUCUGAUAAUGAUUCAGACUAUGAAAUUGAUGAUCAGGAUUUAAACAAGAUUUUGAUUAUAACUCAGAUACCACCUUAUGUGAGAAAACAUCCUGGAGAAGAUCAAACAGAGAACCACACAUCUCAGGCAGAAAUUACAUGGGAACUUGCUAAAGUUAUCAACGAUGGUUUAUGUUACUAUGAACAGGAUUUAUGGAUGGAAGAUGAAGACACAUUCACAGCCAUAAAGGUAAUAGUUUCUGGCUGACAUCUUUCUGCUGAUAGUUUGUUUUAGUUAUAUGUUACUGGUUAUGUUUUCUUAAACCUGAGGCUUUAUUAUAAUAUAAAUGAAUGAUGUAUAAUUUGAAAAAUCACUGGAAAUAUAUUUGAUAGUUACAGUCUGAGAAAUAAUUUUAAAUGGCAGUAUAAUGAAUACUGUAAUUACCAAAAAGGUAGCAUUCACUGACUAAAACCCUUGCUUUUUUCAGGUACAAAUAAUAAGAAGGCCUUUUCUCAUACGAAGGAAUUAAGAAGUGAAGUUAUCAUGGAUAGGCUUAAUUUAUAAUACUUUCCUUACCUGGCUGUCACACCAGCUGUAUGAGCUAGUGAAUUUGGAGAGUUCCCUUCUGUCUUUCUCAUCUUAAUCUAUGGUAUAUGCUGUAGGGUAGUGGAAAUGGUUAUGGGAAAAGUUGCUCCUUGUCCAUUCAUUACUAUGGUGCUGUAGAUGCUACUUGAAACCUUAUCUCAAGUUUCUACCCUGCAUUUCACCCUAGAUCUGGCCUCCAUCCUAGUUAUUAAGGUAAAAUACAAGAGAGAGCCACAGUACUUUCCUGGGCAUCUUACAUUUCUUUUAUGCAAAUUUUAAUGAUAUGCGUAUGGUUAAAAGGGAUCUUUUUCUGCCAUUAAAGUUUUCAGAAAAGCCCUCAAGGUUAAAUAUUUGCUUUAAGGAUAGACUAAUCACUUUCCUAUGCCAAAAUAGGAAAGUGAUCUUGAUCAGAAAAAGUUACAGUUGUAGAAAGAAAAGCUGGCCAGCAAGUGGCUAACCACCUGUCUACGGGCUUCCUAUCAUCAAUAAGAAGUACAGUUUCCUUUUUGGCUCCUCAUUUCUUUCUUCCUAGAAUUUCCGUUACUGCUUUUAGCCUCUUUAGCCUCCUUUUUUAGUCACUGGCUUUUUGGAGAACCUGCCGUGGGCAGUAUACAUAUUUAUUGACAGGAAAUAAUCCUGGCUAUCUAACUUUAAACAUUAUAGCUGUAUUUGUACAUAUGUCUUAUUUUGACCUGAUUCAUUAUCUAUAGCCUCACUGUUUAAUAAUUCACUUUCCUUGGUUGUAACUCUGUGCCAAACAUGUAAUUGCUGAUUAGACUUGUACUUUUCCUAUGGGUCUACUUAAAGAGAAAUCAACCACUUAACAUACGUACAUUGAGUGUUCACUGUGUUCGGUACCUGGUACUAGUUCUUGGAUAUAGAGUGAAAAGAUAACGAAUAGAGGUCUUUCACUUGCAGACAAUUUAGAACAGUCACUUAGAUAAACCCACAAUAAGUACUCAAUCACAAAUUAUAAUAAAUGGUAUAAAAGAAAAAACAGACUGGUGUUGGAUUAGGUAGUAAGGGAAGGCCUAUAAGAGUUAAGUUACAGUAAAAUCUGAAGUGUAAGAAUUAACCAUGCAGAGUAGGUAAGUCAGAUAAUUCUAGAAUUUUUGGGCUGUGUUAAACAGUGUAGAAUUUAUCUAAAGUUCAGAUACAGGGUUUUACACGGGCACUGUGACAUGAUCAAAACUUUUUAACAAUAUCACUCUGGUUGUCAUUGGCAGAUAAUGGGUUGUAUGGAGACAACAGUGGCCAGAAGAAAUUCUAUGCUAUUAAGAGGAUAUCCAUCUGGGAGAUGGAUGUUGGUAAUUUAUGGUAAACAGGAAAUGUAGAAUUG